AUGACCGUAGGUGGAGGAAUUUCUGUGCCCAUGCUGAUUAAUUCUUGUUUAAAAUCUGUACGAUUUUGGUCUCUUAUAUUAACUAUAUUCACACAAUUCAUGAUCAUCCUCCAUGAAAGAAAUAAAGAAUGUCAAUUUACCGUAUUUUGCGUUAUACAAGCACUCCUUUUUCUAGGUGUGCACAAAAUUCAAUGUCAUAACACGAAAAAAGUCAUUUUGGAUACAACGUUAAACCUAGCUGGUAUGGUAUUUUCCUGGAGAAAAUAUUACUGUUGUAAUGUUAAAACGUUUCUAAUUAUUGAUGAAGCACAAAAAAUGUACACUCCAAUUAAUAGAAGUGAACCUCUUCAUGGCGGCCUUCCCGGUUUAGCUGCUUACACUAUGGAUAAAAUUUAUGAUAAAUUCAUGAAACAUGUGUCUUUAUCAUUUGAAAAAAAAAUUUCUUAUUUAAAUCACAAUUUUUGUGCUGUUGUCGAGCGUAACCAUCAAAAAUUAAAUAUGCACAUUCAUAGCUUACCAGCUUGGUCGUAUCAUGAUAGAGCCAACCCAGAUGUCGGGAACUGCUAUAGAGUAACUAAAGUUACUGAUCGUACGGUGAAAUCGGAAGAUUAUCAACGCAUUUUUAACAUCUAA
Molecule: messenger RNA, 633 nt
Organism: Rhizophagus irregularis DAOM 181602=DAOM 197198
Lineage: Eukaryota; Fungi; Glomeromycota; Glomeromycetes; Glomerales; Glomeraceae
Source: RefSeq, a predicted model, not a curated record